Messenger RNA from Volvox carteri f. nagariensis, 1485 nucleotides. RefSeq lists its product as uncharacterized. NCBI's taxonomy places the organism in Eukaryota, Viridiplantae, Chlorophyta, Chlorophyceae, Chlamydomonadales, Volvocaceae. The record is from RefSeq and is a predicted model, not a curated record. The transcript is spliced from 13 exons. Gene Ontology annotation, biological process: proteolysis. Gene Ontology annotation, molecular function: protein binding; serine-type endopeptidase activity. The coding region runs from base 1 to 1485 and encodes 494 amino acids.
AUGCUUUCUGACGUGGCAUGUCCGGCGCGGUGCUGCCAGGUCUUCUGCGUGCACACGGAGCCUAACUACUCACUGCCUUGGCAGCGGAAACGGCAGUACAGCAGCUCGUCCAGCGGCUUCUUGCUGCCGGGGCGUCGCAUCCUCACCAACGCGCACUGCGUCGACCACUACACGCAGGUGAAGGUAAAGCGGCGAGGCUCGGACGUGAAGCACGUUGCUUCGGUGCUGUCUGUGGGCACGGAGUGCGAUAUCGCCCUGCUCACCGUUGAGGACGACUCUUUCUGGGAGGGUGUGGAGCCGGUCGUCUUUGGGCAGCUGCCCCAGCUGCAGGACGCCGUGACCGUCGUUGGCUAUCCCAUCGGCGGAGACACGAUGUCCGUCACCUCGGGCGUCGUGAGUCGCAUUGAAGUGACGGCAUACAUGCACGGUUCAUCCGAACUGCUGGGCAUCCAGAUUGAUGCGGCGAUCAACUCCGGGAACAGCGGUGGGCCGGCUUUCAAUGAGGCUGGCGAGUGUGUGGGCAUAGCCUUCCAGUCCCUGAAGCACGAGGACGCGGAAAAUAUUGGCUACAUCAUUCCAACACCAGUGAUCGAGCACUUCCUCACGGAUUAUGCGCGCCACGGCCACUAUACGGGCUUCCCUUGCCUUGGCGUGGAAUGGCAGAAGCUAGAGAACCCCGACCUCCGCGCAGCACUCAAAAUGCAGCCGGGGCAGAAGGGCGUGCUCAUCCGCCGUGUGGAGCCAACCUCCGCCGUGUCGGAAGUCCUGCACCAAAACGAUGUCCUCAUGUCCUUCGACGGCGUUAGCAUCGCCAAUGACGGCACCGUGCCGUUUCGGUCGGGCGAGCGGAUCUCGUUCUCCUACCUGGUGAGCAACAAGUACACGGACGAGGAGGCGGAGCUGGUGGUGUUGCACGACGGCCAGCAGCGGACGGUCCGUGUCAACCUGCGUGCGCCCGUGCGGCUGGUGCCCUUUCACACGCGCGGCGCGCCGCCGUCGUACUUCAUCGUGGCGGGUCUCGUCUUCACAACCGUCACGGUGCCGUAUCUGCGCAGCGAGUACGGGAAAGAGUACGAUUUUGACGCACCUGUCAAGCUCCUUGAUAAGAUGAUGCACGGUAUGGCGUCGCAUAUGGACGAGCAGGUGGUCGUCCUCAGCCAAGUGCUGGCGUCGGAGAUCAACACGGGCUAUGAUGACAUCACGAACACCCAGGUUUUGGCGCUCAACAAUAAGCGCAUCAAGAACCUCGCUGACCUUGUGGCACGAGUGGAUGAGUGCACGGAACCAUACCUGUGCUUGGACCUCGAGUACAACCAGAAGGUGGUGUUGGAGAUGGCGAAGGCUAAGGCGGCUACACCGGAGAUACUGUCGGUGCACUGCAUCAGCCAAGACAGGUCACCAGACCUCAUGAAACCCCGACUACCUACUUGCUGUGAACCGGGCAAACCAUCCAAGGGUAAAGCUACGAAAUCGGGAAAGCGGUGA